CGAGCUGUCACCCCCGUGCGUUUCGAUUUCUUCCCCGUUUCUUGAUUGCUCUCCUCGAUUUCCGUGCUCCGUGGAGAGACGCAUAGAAGGGUAGGUGAGGAGGAGGAGGAGGAGGAGGAGCGGAGGUUGCGAUGGCCGCAGCGCUGAGGAAGGCGGUGGCGCAGCGGCUGUCGAGGGCGGCGGCGGGGGCGACGCCGGCGUACGGGCUCCGCCGCUUCAUGCAGGAGCAGACGGCGUUCCGGCCCGCCGCCGCGGUGCCGCCCGACCGCCGCGGGUUCAUGCCCCUGGCCGACCGGAUCCGCGACCUGGGCGUCGCGUUCCCGCGCAUCAACCUCGACGGCCUGGUGCCCCCGGCGCCGCCGCAGCAGCUGCCGGCGGUGAGGGAGGAACCGCCGUCGCCGUCGCCGUCGCCGUCGCCGUCGCCGUCGCCGCCGGCGGCGGCGGCGGCGGGGCUGACGGUGGCGGAGGCGCGGAAGGUGCUGCGCGCCGCGCAGAUGGAGGAGGCGCGGGCGAGGCUCCGCGCGUCGGGCGCCGGCGCCGUGCCGUACGCCGAGUUCCUCCGCCUCUGCUGCGACGCCGCCGGACCGGACGCCGGCCCUUCCGUCGCGCGCGCCCUCGACGAGUCCGGAUCCGUCAUCGUGCUGGGCAAGACCGUCUUCCUCAGGCCCGAGAUGGUUGUCAAAGCAAUUGAGAAGGCCAUACCGAUCCCGCGAACCCUACCCGUCGCCAAGGAUGACCCAGCAAGGGAAGAGCUGAGGGCCAUGGAGGCGCGGAAAGUCGACAUUGACCGCACCGCGGCGCUCCAGGUUCGCCGUGAGCUGUGGCUGGGGCUGACCUACCUGGUCAUCCAGACGGCCGGCUUCAUGAGGCUCACAUUCUGGGAGCUCUCAUGGGACGUCAUGGAGCCCAUCUGCUUCUACGUGACGUCCAUGUACUUCAUGGCCGGCUACGCCUUCUUCCUCCGGACCAAGAAGGAGCCCUCCUUCGAGGGCUUCUUCGAGGGCCGGUUCACGGCGAAGCAGAAGCGGCUGAUGCGCGCCCAGGAUUUUGACCUCCGCCGGUACGACGAGCUCCGGCGAGCCUGUGGCCUUCCGGCGCUCCAGCCUCUGUCCCCCUGCACGUCGUCGUCUUCAUCGUCCUCGGCGCAAGAGAGCCAUUGCCAUUCUUACUGCCAUUGCCAAUGAUCUUGUUUCUGUUCUGUUGUCUGAAGAUAUUUUUUCAUGCCCCAGUUUAUGUGGGGCUUGCUUCUCCAUGUACCGUUCUGAAUGUGCGGAUGAUGCGAUGCAAAGCAUACUCAUUGAAGAGAUGACAAGCCAGAUUUUAAACCUGAAAACCUGGAGCUAAGAAAAA
Messenger RNA from Oryza brachyantha (malo sina), 1350 nucleotides. Its product is annotated as calcium uniporter protein 2, mitochondrial-like. Gene Ontology annotation, molecular function: uniporter activity; calcium channel activity. Lineage: Eukaryota; Viridiplantae; Streptophyta; Magnoliopsida; Poales; Poaceae. The record is from RefSeq and is a predicted model, not a curated record. Gene Ontology annotation, biological process: calcium import into the mitochondrion; mitochondrial calcium ion homeostasis. Gene Ontology annotation, cellular component: uniplex complex; mitochondrial inner membrane. Bases 132 to 1184 code for a protein of 350 amino acids. The transcript is spliced from 2 exons.